CAUGUAAUACAAAGUUGCCAUAGCUCAAACUCUCAUGUUAGAGUAACAAUUCCGACGACAACCCCCUCCCUUCACAUCUUAGGGUUUCAUUGCCACCCACCAUUAUCACUCCAAUUUCCCCCAUUUUAGAAAAACUAGAGAGAGAAUGUACAGUGGCUCAAGCGAUGGCGAGGGGCAUGAGGUUCCGGGGCAGCGGAAGAUCCCGCCGGCUUCGUCCAUGUUAUGGGUACGAAAUCUCCGCCGUUUCAUCGGAUCUGGCGCCGGACUUGGCUCUGAAGCUUUGAUGGAGCUUGAAACAAAGAGAAUCUUGCUCGAUAUUUUUAAAGAGAAACAACAAAAAAGUUCUGAAGCUGGUGCAAUCCCGAGCUUCUACAAAAAGAAACCAGAAGAAGGAUCUAUCAGUUAUAGAGUACAGAGGCUAGCGAAGUAUAGAUUUCUGAAGAAACAAUCAGAUCUUUUGCUAAACGCUGAUGAUUUGGAUGCUAUGUGGGUCUGCUUAAGAGAGAACUGUGUGAUUGAUGAUGCUACCGGUGCUGAAAAGAUGAACUACGAAGAUUUUUGUCAUAUUGCCUCAGUUUGUGCUGAGCAAAUUGGCCCUAAGUGCCGACGUUUUUUCAGUCCUUCAAAUUUCAUGAAGUUUGAGAAGGAUGAACAGGGGAGAAUCGCCAUUCUUCCAUUUUACCUUUAUGUGAUGCGGACGGUUUCGUUAACUCAAGCUAGAAUAGAUAUGAGUGAGCUUGAUGAGGAUUCUGAUGGCUUCCUUCAACCACAUGAAAUGGAGGCUUACAUUAGAGGGCUCAUACCUAACUUGGCACAAUUGCGUGAUAUGCCUACUGCCUUUAUGCAAAUGUAUUGCCGGAUAGCUGCACAUAAAUUCUUUUUCUUCUGUGACCCACACAGACGAGGGAAGGCUUGCAUAAAGAAAGUGCUCCUAAGUAACUGCUUGCAGGAGUUAAUGGAACUUCACCAGGAAAGUGAGGAGGAAGUCACUGACACUGAACAGGCUGAGAAUUGGUUCUCCUUGACCUCUGCACAGCGCAUUUGUGACAUGUUUCUGGCACUUGACAAAGAUAUGAAUGGAACAUUGAGCAAGCAAGAACUCCGAGAAUAUGCAGAUGGAACACUGACAGAUAUCUUUAUCGAGAGGGUUUUUGAUGAGCAUGUACGCCGUGGGAAAAGUGGUGGAGGAAACAGUCGGGAGAUGGAUUUUGAGAGCUUUUUGGACUUUGUUCUUGCUCUUGAAAACAAAGACACUCCCGAAGGUUUGACGUACUUGUUCAGGUGUCUUGAUCUUAAUGGAAGGGGUUACUUAACAACAGCUGAUGUCCACACUCUUUUCAGAGAUGUACACCAGAAAUGGAUUGAGGGAGGAAAUUAUGAAUUAUGUAUCGAAGAUGUGAGAGAUGAAAUAUGGGAUAUGGUGAAGCCUAUGGAUGCCUUGAUGAUCACAUUGCAGGAUUUACUUGCAUGCAAGCAAGGUGGUACGGUGGCUAGCAUGCUUAUAGAUGUCCGUGGUUUUUGGGCGCAUGACAAUAGAGAAAAUCUGCUUCAAGAAGAAGAGGAACCAGAGGAAGAGGGAUGACUUUUGGGUGAUUAACUUUCGGUACCUUUACUGUAUCUACAAUUAAGAAUGAAAUGUGAUUUUUAUUGAAAGAAUCUGCUAUAACUUGUGUAAGUUGGAGGAAAUAUAGGUGUGUAGCCCAAUGUAUAACUUCUGUUGUUCAAGGAUUAAUGAAACAGAGUGAAGCUGAAUGGUUCAACUCCUAAAGGUUUACAGUCUGUAAAAAUGUAAGUAUAUGAUGCUAAAAGUAAAGUAAGUAUUCCUUUUUGUUUUUUUUUC
Messenger RNA from Spinacia oleracea (spinach), 1840 nucleotides. Its product is annotated as probable serine/threonine-protein phosphatase 2A regulatory subunit B'' subunit TON2. The record is from RefSeq and is a predicted model, not a curated record. Gene Ontology annotation, cellular component: spindle. NCBI's taxonomy places the organism in Eukaryota, Viridiplantae, Streptophyta, Magnoliopsida, Caryophyllales, Amaranthaceae. Gene Ontology annotation, molecular function: calcium ion binding. The transcript has 12 exons. Bases 146 to 1582 code for a protein of 478 amino acids. Gene Ontology annotation, biological process: microtubule cytoskeleton organization; cortical cytoskeleton organization; regulation of dephosphorylation.